Protopolystoma xenopodis is the source of this 1239-nucleotide messenger RNA. NCBI's taxonomy places the organism in Eukaryota, Metazoa, Platyhelminthes, Monogenea, Polystomatidea, Polystomatidae. The record is from the annotation of a GenBank genome assembly.
AUGACUUUAUUGGAUAUCAGGGAUUAUUAUACCUUUGAUAGACCUGGUUCCAAUAUAAUUUUCGAUUCUGAGCGUAAAGGGCGUUACGUUCAUUUGUCAUGCAAUUGUACCAAAGCCCAUCGGCGAACCGGAUUCUGCAAUGGCCUUGUUAUUUCUAAGGAAAUAGUCCCUCCAGGCUGCAUUGUCGCUGUUGAAAUUCUUGAAACACAGCUAGGAUGGAGUGGGGAUUUGAGAAUCGGAUUUACGCUUCUUCCUGAUGCGCUCCUGCUUCCAUUGCCCAGCUUUGCCGUUUCCGGCCUACUUGAGCGUGGCCAGAGUUGGAUAGUCCCGGUUGGCCAUGCAGGCAGUGUUAUUGCCUGUCAGUACCGCCGACACCUUCGCUUCCGCCAACGUGAUAACCAGCUCUUUCGAGUAAUCGCCUUGACUUUGCCACUGCCGUCGCCAUCUCCGCUCUCACUACUCAAUGCACAUGCUUUAUCCGUUCUAAAUAUCAACCAGUUGAAUGCCGAUGGUUGCACUGGGACGACUGCUUCGUCUAUUUGGUGUCCACCACCUUGGCGCGGCCCGACGCCUUCUGAACUCUCGACCCUUCCUAAUGGCCUAAUGUUAGGCGGCAGUCACACUGGCCUAUUUUGGGCUCCGACUCUCUGUCACCAAAAUAACCGCAUCAUUAGACUUAGCAAUCAUGACAAUGGCAAUAGCCAAAAUGACAGUUGUACACACCUUUUUUUCUCUUCACACAAUUCUCCACCGACGGCUGAAGCUGAUGUAUGUUAUGAAAGUGCUCUAGCACAGCCAUGUGCAUCACCUCUGUCUCCUCAGUUGAUGAUUGUACCUCGACUUACGGGGACAGUUCCUGUUGAACGGCUAGUCGAUUCAGCGUCGAUGCCCCUACGGCCGUGCCCUUGCUGUCUUCACACUCGUUUCGGUAGGGUUAGCUUCAGUCAGCUGAUGCCAAGUGCCGAUCUCGACGCUGCAGUCAAGCUCUUUUCUUUGAAAAAGCAUUCGCAACUACCUCUUCCUUCACCUCCAGCAUUAGCCUGUCUCCGGCCACUGGGAACGGAGGAGGGCUCUGUGGUGGCCGUCUACUAUGAUCUGACGCCUGUAUCACCUGAUCAAGAACUGACAAACGAGUUGAAUGCAACAAAUGAAUUCCAAAUUCAUCAACAGCAGCAACAGAGGAUGGAUGUGACACCAAAUGAGCGGAGGAGUUCGGCGAGUUCGAGGAAACGGGAGUCA